Messenger RNA from Cutaneotrichosporon oleaginosum, 732 nucleotides. RefSeq lists its product as uncharacterized. The record is from RefSeq and is a predicted model, not a curated record. NCBI's taxonomy places the organism in Eukaryota, Fungi, Basidiomycota, Tremellomycetes, Trichosporonales, Trichosporonaceae.
AUGUCCUUCUUCUCCUCGUGGUCCUCCUCCGCCGCGGAGUACGACGAGCAGCCGGCGUGGCAGCUGGCGGGCUGGGCGUCGAUCCAGCUGAGCCGGGACGACCGUCUGCGCCUCAUCAACUUCCCGGCGGCCAUCACCGAUGUCGUGCGCCAGGCCAUCUACGCCAGCUGGCCCAAGGGCAUCGACGGCGAAAAGGACCUGUCCGACUGGGGCGCCGGCUGCUGGGAGUUCAAGCUCGGCGGAUACCCUUGGGAGGGGCAGGGCAGCGAAGCCGUGCCCUCGAAGCAGAUGAUGUGUGAGAUCCUGCAGGAGCUCAGCCGCUACGGGUGGCACAUUGCCGUCGCGACCGACCUCAGCAAGAAGGAGUACGACAAAGACACGCUGAUCAUGCGCGCCGGCCCGCCCGUCUAUCGCGAGGUCUUCGCCGUCACCUUCAAUGAGUGGGACAAGAUGCGCCUCAUCGACGCGCCCAACGAGGACGUCCACAACGCCUACCUCAGCGCCGCUCACUUGUGGCCCCAGGGAAUCCAGGACGCCAAGGAGAAGGACGGCUCGUACCAGUUCAAGCUGCGUGGCAACCCCUGGGCUACGAGCGACGGCAUGGAAGUCGUGCAUGCGCGCGUGCUCGCCAUGCACAUCAUCGCCAAGUUUGACGCACUCGGAUACGAGCUCAUGACCACCAUGGACAUGAACUCGGGCUACGGCGACUCGGGCGACAGUGCGUGUGAGUGA